This is a messenger RNA of Heteronotia binoei (common prickly gecko), 2139 nucleotides long. It is a transcript of the gene IL1RAP, whose product is annotated as interleukin 1 receptor accessory protein. Gene Ontology annotation, biological process: signal transduction. The transcript is spliced from 11 exons. Bases 1 to 2139 code for a protein of 712 amino acids. Lineage: Eukaryota; Metazoa; Chordata; Lepidosauria; Squamata; Gekkonidae. The record is from RefSeq and is a predicted model, not a curated record. Gene Ontology annotation, molecular function: interleukin-1 receptor activity.
AUGCCCCCACAGUUGACGCUGGCCAGCUGUGUUCUCCUGCUCAAUAUGAAGCCAUCUUCUACGCACAAAGAUCUUUUGCUUUGCUCGUGGAUGAAGACCUGCUGCCUCCUACUGGUUGUUCUGGGCAGUGCUGGCUUUGGCAGCCCUUCUGAACGUUGUGAUGAUUGGGGAGUCGACACUAUGAAACACAAGCCCGUCUACAAUGGAGAACCAGCCAAAAUCAGGUGCCCGCUUUUUGAGGCCUUCUUGAAGUAUAACUAUAGCACUGCCCACUCGGCCGGCCUGACUCUGAUCUGGUACUGGAUUGGGCAAGGCCGGGACCUGGAGGAGCCCAUCAACUUCCGUCUCCCCGACAACCGCAUCAGCAAGGAGAAGGACAUCCUCUGGUUUCGGCCUGCGCUUCUCAACGACACAGGCAACUAUACCUGCAUGCUCAGAAAUGCUACCUACUGCAGUAAAGUCGCUUUCCCCCUGGAGGUGGUCAACAAAGACGCUGGGUCUUGCAUCAGCCAAGUGGUCAAGCCGGACAAUGUGAUGUUGUACUUGGAACACACCAACGUCAACCUCAUCUGCCCGGAUGUGGAUGGUUAUUUUCCUGCUGGAGUCAAGCCGAAAGUCCGGUGGCUUCGGAACUGCAAGCUCAUGGAAGACUUUUACGAGCGGUACCCCAACGGCCUCAACCUCACGUUCGGCAUCGUACGGGAAGUGUUCAUGGGGGACUAUACAUGCAGUGUGACCUACAAAGAAAAUGGCCAGGACUUCAACCUGACUCGAACGCUGAGGAUCAAGGUGGUAGGGGCACCAGAGAAGGGGACACCCCCACAGAUCCUCUAUCCAAAUGACAUUGUCUACGAACUCCCAGCAGGAGCAGAUCUUGUUCUUCCUUGUCGGGUCUACUUCCCGUACCUGAAGGGUCCUCCGCCUGAAGUCUCCUGGUUGAUUGAUGGACGAAAUACAGACGACAUCUCGGACCUCAGGAUAAAUAUCUCCCAGUAUGAGAAGAAUGAUUCUUUGCAAAACAUGGAUUUGGAGAAGACUCUGAUUGUCCCACAAGCCACAGAAGAAGACCUGAAGCGUAACUACACCUGCUAUGCACGCAACCCAAAGGGUGAAGAAUACAGGCAAGCCAUCGUGAAGUUGCAAGUUCCGGUCCCAAGGUAUACCGUGGAGCUGGCUUGCGGCUUGGGCGCGACCGUCUUUCUCGUAGUCAUCCUGACCGUGGUCUACCACGUCUACUGGCUGGAGAUGGUUCUCUUCUACCGGGCUCACUUUGGGACGGAUGAAACCAUUCUAGACGGGAAGGAGUUUGACAUUUACGUGUCCUACGCGAGGAACGCCGAGGAGGAAGAGUUUGUGCUGCUGACACUGCGCGGAGUCCUGGAGAACGAGUUUGGCUACAAGCUGUGCAUUUUUGACAGAGACAGCCUCCCCGGCGGAAAUAUCACCGAAUCCAUUUUCGACUUCAUCCAGCGGAGCCGGAAGAUGAUUGUGGUGUUGAGUCCCGACUACUUGCUGGAGAAGAGCAUCAGCAUGCUGGAGUUCAAACUGGGCCUCCUCUGCCAGAACCACAUCGCCACCAAGCUCAUCGUGAUCGAGUACCGGCCCCUCCAGCGAGCCCCUCCCAGCAUCCAGCAGCUGAAAGAGUCCGUGGCCUUCGUGACGUGGAAGGGGGAGAAGUCCAAGAGGCCCGGCUCCCGCUUCUGGAAGGCUUUGCGCCUGGCCUUGCCCUUGCGGAGCCUGAACGCCGCCAGCUCCGCUUGGAACGAGAGCUGCUCUUCCCACUCCGACGUGAGCCUGGACCAUGCCCAGAAGAAGAAGGGCCGCUUGAAAGGGCCGGCUGAAGAGCCCGCCACCCGGCCGGGCAUCCCCGUCCAAAGAGGGCUGCCCCCCUUGCCCCGAGUCAAAGCCAAAGGCCAACCCAAGCCCUUUCUGGCUUGCCGGUGCUGCGUGGUGUCCUGCAAUGGGAACCACAGGCUCAGGACACAGAGCCGUAGGGGGGCCAGACACAAGUGGGAGGUGCCAAAGAGACCCCAGCCCCAGAGCAGCGCCAAGCCUCCCCCCGCGGCCUCCCCAGUGCCGGCUCUCGGGCCCCACCAAUACGCAGACUUGUCCAACAACAAUGACUUCUAUGUGCUCUAG